This is a messenger RNA of Artibeus jamaicensis (Jamaican fruit-eating bat), 6675 nucleotides long. RefSeq names its product membrane associated guanylate kinase, WW and PDZ domain containing 3 (gene MAGI3). Gene Ontology annotation, cellular component: cytoplasm. Gene Ontology annotation, molecular function: protein binding. The record is from RefSeq and is a predicted model, not a curated record. The transcript has 21 exons. NCBI's taxonomy places the organism in Eukaryota, Metazoa, Chordata, Mammalia, Chiroptera, Phyllostomidae. The coding region runs from base 496 to 4833 and encodes 1445 amino acids. Gene Ontology annotation, biological process: signal transduction.
UGAAAGCGGCAGUUUCCUGGCAGCCUGGGCAGGCGUUGGUCUCUGAGCUCCAGCUCCACGGCAGCGGCCGGGAUCGAUCCAGCGAGGGGUUUACGCGUGAUUCUGCGCGCCCCCCACGGAUUUUUCCCGUCUGGGCUCUUCCCCCUUGACCUGCCCGCCCCCCUGGCCUCAGCGGUUCCCGCCGCUGGGCGCGGUGCCCGGGGGCCAGCGGUCGCCUGUGACCCCGCCCGAAACCCCUCCGGAGCCGCCUGGGGACGAUUCCCUUCUCCUUUCUGCAGUCUAACCUGGGGUAGCCCUCCCGGAUCCCGGCCGACCCCAGGAGCGCAGCCGUGAGGCGUGUCUGCGGGGCGUCUUGGGGUUGGAGUGGCCCGGCCCCCCGCGGGCUGUGGUCCAGGGGGCGCGGGAGCGGCGAGGCCCCCCCUCGCCGGGCUGCGUGGGCCGCCCGGGGCCCCGCCGCCCGCGCGGGGGCUCCUCCAUGGUGCAGCGGGGUUCGGGAUGUCGAAGACACUGAAGAAGAAGAAGCACUGGCUCAGCAAGGUGCAGGAGUGCACGGUGUCCUGGGCCGGGCCCCCGGGCGACUUGGGCGUGGAGAUCCGCGGCGGCGCGGAGCGCGGCGAGUUCCCCUACCUGGGGCGGCUUCGCGAGGAGCCCGGCGGGGGCACCUGCUGCGUCGUCUCGGGCAAGGCGCCCGGCCCCGGCGAUGUGCUGCUGGAGGUGAACGGGACUCCUGUCAGCGGGCUCACCAACCGGGACACCCUGGCUGUCAUCCGCCACUUCCGCGAGCCCCUCCGCCUCAAGACCGUGAAGCCUGGCAAAGUCAUUAAUAAAGAUUUGCGACAUUACCUGAGCCUUCAGUUUCAGAAAGGAUCGAUCGACCACAAACUGCAGCAAGUGAUCAGAGACAACCUCUACUUGAGAACCAUCCCGUGCACCACAAGGGCCCCCAGGGAUGGGGAAGUGCCAGGGGUGGACUAUAAUUUCAUUUCUGUUGAGCAGUUCAAAGCCCUGGAAGAGAGUGGAGCAUUGUUAGAAAGUGGAACGUAUGAUGGAAACUUCUACGGCACUCCCAAGCCUCCAGCAGAGCCCAGCCCCUUCCAGCCCGACCCUGUGGAUCAGGUCCUCUUUGAUAAUGAGUUUGACACCGAAUCCCAAAGAAAACGAACUACAUCUGUCAGCAAGAUGGAAAGAAUGGACAGCUCUCUCCCCGAAGAGGAGGAAGAUGAGGACAAGGAAGCCGUCAAUGGCACCAGCACCGCAGAACACAGGGAGAGGCAUUCAGAGUCAUCCGACUGGACGAAGAUCGUCCCGAGUUACAACCAAACCAACAGCUCCAUGGACUUCAGGAACUACACGAUGAGAGACGAGACUCUGGAGCCGCUGCCCAAGAACUGGGAGAUGGCCUACACGGAUGCGGGGAUGAUCUACUUCAUUGACCACAACACCAAAACAACCACCUGGUUGGAUCCUCGUCUCUGUAAGAAAGCCAAAGCCCCCGAGGACUGCGAAGACGGAGAACUUCCUUAUGGCUGGGAGAAAAUAGAGGACCCUCAGUACGGGACAUACUAUGUUGAUCACCUUAACCAGAAAACCCAGUUUGAAAAUCCGGUGGAGGAAGCCAAAAGGAAAAAGCAGUCAGGACAGCCUGAUGUGGGCUCUUCAAAACCAGACAUGGGAAAGUCCCACUUCACCCGAGACCCGUCCCAGCUGAAAGGCGUCCUCGUUCGAGCGGCGCUGAAGAAAAGCGCCAUGGGCUUCGGGUUCACCAUCAUCGGCGGGGACAGGCCCGACGAGUUCCUGCAGGUGAAGAACGUGCUGAGAGACGGGCCUGCCGCUCAGGACGGCAAGAUCGCACCAGGUGACGUCAUUGUAGAUAUCAAUGGCAGCUGUGUCCUUGGUCACACCCACGCAGAUGUUGUCCAGAUGUUUCAGUUGGUGCCCGUCAAUCAGUACGUGAACCUCACCUUGUGUCGUGGUUACCCACUGCCGGAUGACAGCGAAGACCCCGUUGUGGACAUGGUGGCCGCUACCCCCGUCAUCAACGGGCAGUCGACAGCCAAGGGAGAGACUGGCGGGAACACUCAGGAUUUUAAGUCGGGAGCCAUGGUCCUGGACCAGAACGGAAAGUCAGGACACCCCCUGGCCAGUGACCGUCUCAACGGGCCAUCAGAUCCGAGCGAGCAGAGAGCGUCCACGGCGUCGUCCGGCAGCUCCCAGCCUGACCUGGUGACUGUGCCCCUGGUGAAGGGCCCUAAAGGCUUCGGGUUUGCCAUCGCCGACAGCCCCACUGGGCAGAAGGUGAAAAUGAUACUGGACAGCCAGUGGUGCCCGGGCCUACGGAAGGGGGAUGUGAUUAAGGAAAUCUACCAUCAGAACGUGCAGAGUUUGUCCCACCUGCAAGUGGUGGAGGUGCUGAAGCAGUUCCCGGUGGGGGCCGACGUGCCCUUGCUCAUCCUCAGAGGAGGUCCUCCUUCACCAACGAAAACUACCAAAACGAAAACAGAUAAAAAGGAGCAUUCGGGAAGUUUGGAGGCCAUAAACGAGCCCGUCCCCCAGCCCAUGCCUUUUCCGCCCAGCAUUAUCAGGUCAGGGUCCCCGAAACUGGAUCCUUCCGAGGUCUACUUGAAGUCCAAGACUUUAUAUGAAGAUAAACCGCCAAACACCAAAGAUCUGGACGUUUUUCUUCGGAAGCAGGAAUCGGGGUUUGGCUUCAGGGUGCUGGGCGGAGACGGACCUGACCAAUCUAUAUACAUCGGGGCCAUCAUCCCCCUGGGCGCAGCUGAGAAGGACGGCCGGCUGCGUGCAGCGGACGAGCUGAUGUGCAUCGACGGGGUCCCCGUCAAGGGGAAGUCACACAAGCAAGUGCUGGACCUGAUGACGACCGCCGCCCGCAACGGCCACGUGCUGCUCACCGUGCGGAGGAAGAUCUUCUGUGGCGAGAAACAGCCCGAGGAGGACAGCUCCCCAGCCCUCGUUCCAACACAGAACGGGUCUCCCCACCUGAGCCGACCGGAGGCGGUGGCCCGGCCUGCGUCCCAGGAGGCCUAUGACGUCGUCCUACAGCGGAAGGAAAAGGAAGGGUUCGGCUUCGUCAUCCUCACCUCCAAAAACAAACCGCCCCCGGGAGUCAUCCCCCACAAAAUCGGCCGAGUCAUAGAGGGAAGCCCCGCCGACCGCUGCGGGAAGCUCAAGGUCGGAGACCUCAUCUCCGCGGUGAAUGGGCAGUCCAUCGUCGACCUGUCCCACGAUGGCAUCGUGCAGCUGAUCAAGGAUGCCGGCGUCACCGUCACCCUGACGGUCAUUCCCGAAGACGAGCAUCAUGGCCCGCCAUCGGGAACGAACUCGGCCAGGCAGAGCCCGGCCCUGCAGCACAGGCCCGUGGGACAGUCGCAGGCCAACCACACGCCUGGGGACAGAAGUGCCCUGGAAAGCGAGCUGGGGAAAGAUGGCCCCGCUUCCCACCGACACUCGUGGUCCGACCACAGGCACCUCGCUCAGCUGGACACCGCGGUGAUCUCCGUGGUUGGCGGGCGGCACAGCCAGAGCCUGGGCUGCUACCCGGUGGAGCUGGAGAGGGGCCCCCGGGGCUUCGGGUUCAGCCUCCGCGGGGGCAAGGAGUACAACAUGGGGCUGUUCAUCCUGCGCCUGGCGGAGGACGGGCCCGCCCUCAAGGACGGCAGGAUUCACGUGGGCGACCAGAUUGUGGAAAUCAACGGAGAACCCACCCAAGGCAUCACACACACCCGCGCAAUCGAGCUCAUCCAGGCCGGUGGAAAUAAAGUUCUUCUUCUUUUGAGGCCAGGAACUGGCUUGAUACCUGAUCACGGUCGCCGGGAUAGCCCUCAGCCUUCAUCUUCAAACGUGAUUUAUGACGAACAGCCGCCGUUCCCCCCACCUUCUCAUUCUGCGUCCAAGUGCGAGGAGCCCUGCGCGCCAGGAGCUGAGGGAGCCUUCACCAGGGCACAGGUGUGUGAAAAGGCAGAAGAGUUCAAGGACAUGGGGCCCGAGAAGAGAAGCACUUUACAUCAGUCUGACAUGAAGCACCAGCCUCUUCUCCAGAAAAGUGGGAGUAGCAGGGAUGCCCCCAGCAGUCACGGGCACAGCGACAAGAAACACCUCUUAAAAGCAGAAAAUGGUGUUGCCCGCAGAGGCAGGUCUGCUAGUCCCAGAAAGCCAGCCAGUCGCUAUGCAGAGGAACCUCCCCAACAGACGCCCAGUCCUCUCAGAAACGACCCCACGAGAAGGCCCAGAGAGCGAUCGCCCAGCCCCAGGCAAGGGGAGACUCAGAGCUGCCCGGGCAGUGCCGGGGUGGCCUCGGGCCAGGGUCACACCCGGAGGGGACGCUCCGCCAGCCCAAAGAAGCAGCAGAGAACGGAAGGGCGACAAGACCGACCCAACGCUGCAGCCAAAGCCCUGGAGUUGGGGGGCCGACGGGCGGGGGGCCGUGCUCGCGAGGGCGCUGAGCAGGUCGUAGAUGGGAAAGAACGAUCGGGUGGCGGCAGGACAGACACGAAGCAGAGUCCGCGGCCUCCGGAGGAGAAAAGCAAGCGAAUGGAUGAAAAGCCCGCGGCUAGUAAUGUUACGAACAGAGUGGUACCUGAAAGUGAAAGGGGAAAGAGAGCCCCCUUAGGAGAGACACGUACGGAGAGGAUGGCCCCGAACAGACUCGAGGACGACAGAGGAGGAGAGGCAGCCGACAGGAACCGAGAGGGCGGCGGCGCCAGGCCGGAGCGCGGCUCCCCGGCCAGGAAGCCGCCCAUAACCCCGGGGCCCUGGAAGGUGCCCGGCGCCAGCAGAGCCUCGGGCGUGACUGGGGUGGCGGAGAAACGGCUGUGAGCCCCAGCCUGAAACCACGAAAAACAGGCUGUAAUCUCUCCUUCCGAAAAAGCGGCGUUUCCCCCCAGAAAUUCAGAAACACACGUGAGUACAUUUUGCUCUGAUCAUCAAGGCUGCACGAAGGGCCUCGCGUUUGCUGAGCAGCCCUGUCCCCACGGCCGCCCGCCAUCACACUCCUCGGACGCACCGGCUGGCCCUCCGGUGUCGGAAAUGAAGGACGUCGGUAUUAACAGUGUGGUCACAACGGACUGUCUGUGCCAAGGUCUCUGCUGUGUCCUGUCUGUUGUACCCUCCCCGCCCGGCUGUUUCCACAGUAACGAGAAAAUGACGUUCGGCUUGGAAGUCGAUAUUCUCAGUAGCAUGUUGCAUGUUUACAGAGAGAACCGAGUCCCCGCAGGAGGAGACGAACUCGUCCCCAAGGAGGGCGGGCCCCCUCCCGCAGCCCCAGACGAUGCCCCGUUUAAAGCCACACCCCAGACCUCUCCGCUCUGGAGAAAAACAGGGAGUCAAAUAUCGACAGUCGCGGUUUUGUGUUUUAACUCAGCUGGGCAAGGUAUAACUGUUAAAGAGCUUACUUAGCAACUGAGUGUUGGCAACGGAGGAAGUACAAUUCGUUAAGCAAUUACGCGUUCGCCCCUGUGGGGGGACCCAGCCCCUAAGUCCUCAGAGCAGCUCGUGUGGAAACAGUGCGUGUUGCUGUUUGAAGAAAAACUACCCAAUUUCUGGCUAUUUUGGUGGUACCUGCUAAGUCAUUAGUUAUUACUACGUCUUUUAAGAGCCAAAAUAUUAUACAGGUUGUGUGAGGGACUUACUUGUGUGACCAGUUUCACAGUCCACCGCCUGAGCAAGGACCGGCUCCUCUGGUCGCAGGGGACGCAGACCCCUGUGAGGCCAGGCACGGUGACAGACGGCACCUGCUGAAUCUUACAAAAGGGAGACCACUGGAAUGUGACUGGAGUUUAAGAGGCUGCAACUACACACAAAAUAUACUUUAAAGAAAACAUCAGCGAUAAAGGGUAAUUUUGGAAAAGAUACUGGGAGAAAGCAGCAGCCUUCCUCUGACUGAACCCUUGGUCCCGUCAGCAGUGGGGGUCUCCGAGUGCCUUUAUCAGAGUCACGUGGAAGGGGAGACAGUAUUUCACUCCACAGAACAGACGCAGAUUGCUAGUCCCCUGACGACCAUUCAGUAGCAUCUAGAAAUCCAGGAACUUCUCAGACUGGUUCAGGGAGCACUGGAACACACUCGUUCCGUCACCCGGGCCCUUCCUCUCGAGUCUGACCGUGAAACUCGCUCCUGGGAACCUGGAUCGGCCCCUGUAGAUACAGACGAGCCUCUCAGAGCGAGCCCCCCGCUGCCCCGUCCUGUGCUUUCCCACCUGUAACUACUUGAAUACAGCAAAAUUAGAAGGCUUGAUAAACGCUAUGAGUUUAGUACCACAGAAGUGAUUUAUUUUCCCUAUAGACCGCAAUUAGUGAUGAAAAUCCUAUUUUUAUUGUUAACUGUGACACAACUUUACUGUCAUAUGUUGUCAGUCUGAUGUGGCUCUUUCCAAGUAACCUGUCACUGUCUCGAUUAAAUCCUGACUUAGCAACGCGGCCUUGGAACGCUGAGCAGACACGGAUGUCCUGGUUGUAAAUGUUUGUACAUUGUACAGCACCUUUAUACACACACUCGAGUUCUGAUUAGAGAGAGAGAUCUGUAAAUUGCUCGUUAUUUUUUAUAUAGAUAUUAAAAAAAACAAAAACCAGUUCAUGGCCUGCAUUUCUUUUACAGUUAGGCUCGCUCUGUCUGGAGCUGGUCCUCCUGAUGACAGGGGUCCCUCCCAGUGACAGCCCUGCAGU